AUGAUGGAAAUAAAAGGAGCAACUUUUACAGAGCUUUUAUUACCAGCCUGGGAAGGUUACCAUCCGUUGCCUCAUGAAGCUGAAAUCGCACACACCAAAAAGCUGUUCAGAAGGAGGAGAAACGACCGGAGGAGACAGCAGAGACUUCCUAGUGGGAACAAGCCACAGCAACACACGGAUCAUCAGCAAGGUGGCACCAAACACAACAGGGACCACCAGAAACUCUACCAAGGAGGCCAGGCCCCUCAUUCCUCAGGCAGGACGGGCCACCACGGCUACAGCCAGAACCGGAGAUGGCACCACAACCAGAAGCACUCGCCCAACGACAAAGAAACACAGAGAACUGCCAAAGAGACUGAGAAUUUGAAAAUCGAGGACACCUCUGUCUGCACGGUGGAGACACACCGAGGCCCGGAGGCUGUGGAGAAGCAGUCUCAGCAGUAUAUCCAGGAGUCAGAGACCAAGAGGAAAGACAGUAUUCACGAGCGGACUGGGGAAAGACCCAAGAUCAAUUUGCUUCAGUCUUCCAAAGACAGGCUGCGGAGGAGACUAAAAGAAAAGCUUCCAGACGAAGUCACGGUGGAAACCACUAACCCUGAAAAGAACAAAAUGGACAAAUUAAUUGAAAUCCUCAACAGCAUGAGGAACAACAGCAGCGAUGUUGACUCCAAACUCACCACCUUCAUGGAGGAAGCCCAGAACUCUACCAACUCUGAGGAGAUGUUGGGGGAGAUUGUCAAGACCAUCUAUCAGAAAGCGGUGACAGACCGCAGUUUUGCUUCCACAGCAGCCAAGCUCUGUGACAAAAUGGCCCUCUUCAUGGUGGAAGGAACCAAAUUCCGGAGUCUACUCCUCAAUAUGUUGCAG
Antrostomus carolinensis (chuck-will's-widow) is the source of this 867-nucleotide messenger RNA. RefSeq names its product cap binding complex dependent translation initiation factor (gene CTIF). The annotation marks the transcript as partial. Gene Ontology annotation, cellular component: cytosol. NCBI's taxonomy places the organism in Eukaryota, Metazoa, Chordata, Aves, Caprimulgiformes, Caprimulgidae. The transcript has 5 exons. The record is from RefSeq and is a predicted model, not a curated record. Gene Ontology annotation, biological process: regulation of translational initiation. Gene Ontology annotation, molecular function: protein binding; RNA binding; translation activator activity.